AUGAGCUACAUUGAAAAACGCUCACCUCACGAUUCCCAAGACGAAGGGAAAGGCGGAAUUUUCGACGGACUCCCGCCUGAUCCCGAUGCUCAUCUUAGCCCAGAAGAGAAAGAAAAGAUUGACCGCAAGUUGGUUUGGAGGCUCGAUUGGAUAUUAAUACCAUGGCUUUGCAUCCUUUAUCUGCUCGCCUUCUUGGACCGAACCAAUAUCGGCAAUGCCAAGGUUGCCCAUCUCACGGAUGACUUGCAUUUAUCGGUACCCGAGCAGUACAAUAUGACGCUUACCAUUUUCUUUAUCUCGUACUCCGUUUUCGAGCCGGUAACCAACGUUCUGCUUAAACGGCUGCGGCCUUCCGUGUUCAUCCCAAUUAUCAUGGUAUUAUGGGGUGCUUCUAUGCUCGGAAUGGGUUUCGUCUACAACUACUCUGGCCUGAUGGCUGCCCGUUGGUUCCUCGGCCUAGCUGAAGCGGGCCUCUUCCCUGGUAUCAACUAUUACCUGUCGUGCUGGUACAAGCGUUCCGAAUUUGGUGUCCGUGCCGCUAUAUUCUUCUCAGCAGCUGCUAUCUCAGGUUCAUUCGGUGGACUCCUUGCCGCCGCAAUAGAAUUGAUGGAUGGUAUUGGUGGCCGACCUGGGUGGGCAUGGAUAUUUAUUUUGGAGGGUUUGCUGACUAUUGUCUUCGGCGCCGCGUCUUUCUGGAUGGUGCACGACUUCCCCGAUCAAGCCCGGUUCCUCUCGGACGAAGACCGCAUUCGCGUAGUUCGUCGUCUCAAACUAGACCAACAGUCUUCAGCUGAGCACGAGGAAUGGAAAUUAAGCUAUCUCAUCGCUGGUCUGAAGGACUGGAAGAUGUGGCUAGGAAUGGUUAUCUACAUGGGAUGCGACAUGCCUCUCUACGCCUUUUCCCUCUUCCUACCGAGCAUCAUCCAGGAAUUGGGCUGGAGCACAAGUACUGUUCGGUCUCAACUUCUGAGUGUCCCCCCUUACGCUGCCGCCGCUGUGCUCACCGUUACCAUUGGCUUUGUUGCGGACCGAACUCGCCAGCGUGGCCUGUGCAACAUUUGCGUUAGUGUCGUUGGUAUUGCCGGUUUUCUAAUGCUUCUAGCGUCUACGGACCCUAGGGUUAAGUAUGCUGGCACUUUCCUCGGGGCUCUUGGUAUCUACCCUUGCAUUUCAAACACGAUCAGCUGGAUGGCAAACAACAUCGAGGGCGUUUACAAGAGAGGUGUGGUACUAGGCUUCGUAAUCGGCUGGGGUAAUUUGAACGGCAUUGUCAGUUCAAACAUCUACUUCAGCGCGCCCAGGUACCUCGAGGGCCACGGGGUCAUAGUCGCAUACAUGGCGCUGUUCCUGUUCGGUGGUAGUUUGUUAAUGACAACAUUGCUCCGGAUCGAGAACAGGAAACGCAGACAAGGGAAGAGGGACUACUUGAUUGAGGGGAAGAGCCAGAAGGAAAUUGAAGCGCUGGGCGACGAUAAGCCUGAUUUCAUUUACACAGUUUAA
Daldinia caldariorum is the source of this 1500-nucleotide messenger RNA. RefSeq names its product MFS general substrate transporter. The transcript is spliced from 5 exons. The record is from RefSeq and is a predicted model, not a curated record. Gene Ontology annotation, cellular component: membrane. Gene Ontology annotation, biological process: transmembrane transport. Gene Ontology annotation, molecular function: transmembrane transporter activity. The coding region runs from base 1 to 1500 and encodes 499 amino acids. NCBI's taxonomy places the organism in Eukaryota, Fungi, Ascomycota, Sordariomycetes, Xylariales, Hypoxylaceae.